Messenger RNA from Spinacia oleracea (spinach), 4355 nucleotides. RefSeq names its product squamosa promoter-binding-like protein 14. Gene Ontology annotation, cellular component: nucleus. Lineage: Eukaryota; Viridiplantae; Streptophyta; Magnoliopsida; Caryophyllales; Amaranthaceae. The record is from RefSeq and is a predicted model, not a curated record. Gene Ontology annotation, molecular function: protein binding; DNA binding. The transcript is spliced from 12 exons. Bases 425 to 3661 code for a protein of 1078 amino acids.
UACUCGUAUGUGUUUUGGUCAGCCAGCUGCGAGGACCACCUUCAUCUUUUUCUCUCUCCUCUUUCUCUUUCUCUUUCUCUUUCUCUCUCACACAUACUUUCGUCUUCUUCAUCUUCCCCCUUUUGCCUAAUCUUCUUCUUCACCUUUUUCAGUCUUCAGAUCUCUCUCCUCUGUUUUUAGGUUUCCAAAGAUCCGGCGUCAUCAUCUUCUUCCAUUUAUUCUUAUUUUAUUCUUAUUUAAUUUGAUUGCCGGUGUCGCCGACUUCUGAUUUCAAGCCACCAAAUGUGGAGAUCUCGUGUAUAAUCACUGCUCCUGAUUUGUUGAUAUUGGAUGAUUUGCAGCUGAAAGUGUAUUCCUGAGAAGUUGGAGUAGUAACUGGUACACAGGGAAAAAAAUUCUAGAAUUAAGUAGAGGGUAGCAGGAAAUGGAAGAGGUGGGAACACAAGUGGCUUCCCCUUUAUUUAUACACCAGAACAUAGGCGGUAGGUUUUGUGAGGGGGCAUUGAUUGGUGCCAAACGUGGUCUUUGUUAUAACUCUGGUACUAAUCAUCACCAACAACAGCAGCAUUCUCAAAACCAUCGUUCCGGACAUGGAUGGAAUCCCAAGGAUUGGGAAUGGGAUAGUUCCCACUUUGUAGCUAGAAAUAAACCAAUUGAAGCUAGUCAGCGAGUUAAUCCUAUUUUGAGCAGCUCGUUUACUUCAAAGAGCAGCAGCCGUGUUGAUGACCAACAAGAACAAGAUGGCGGUGGUAGUCUUCGUUUACAGCUAGGUGGGGUAGGAGACAGUAAUGUAACAGGAACUAGUAUCAACAAAGUCCAAAGCUCAAACUCAACUGAUGAUCCAGCUUCCUCUUCAAGGCCUAACAAGAAGGUGCGGUCUGGAUCUCCAGGCACUGGUGGGAACCAUCCCAUGUGUCAGGUGGAUAAUUGUACUGAAGAUCUAUCCAAAUCCAAGGAUUAUCACAGACGUCACAAGGUUUGCGAGUUCCACAGCAAAUCCACCAAAGCACUAGUAGGCAAGCAGAUGCAGAGGUUCUGCCAGCAGUGUAGCAGGUUCCAUCCACUUGCAGAAUUUGACGAAGGUAAAAGAAGUUGUCGAAGAAGACUAGCUGGACAUAAUAAAAGGAGAAGGAAAACUCAGGCGGAGGACACCCCAUCACCGCCCAUACAACCUACUAAGACUGCCUAUGGAAAUUUGGAUAUUGUCAACUUGUUGACAGUUUUAGCACGUGGGCAAGGUAAUGCUGAACAGAAUGUUUCAACUUGCCCAUCAUUACCUGACAAAAAUCAGCUUAUUCAAAUACUGAGUAAGAUGAAUACGUUACCUAUGCCCAUGGACAUUGCAACAAAUCCUCUUGUUACACCAGGAUCAACCAAGAAUGGUUUUGAACAAGGCGCUUUGAUGGAGGUUAAUGCAGCAUCUAGAUCAACUACCGAUCUUCUUGCUGUCCUUUCAUCUACUUUGGCAGCAUCAAGUCCCAAUUCUGUGCCGUUCAUUUCUCAGAGGAGUAAUCCUGGCAGUUGCAUGGUUAAAAAUAAGUCCACUACUGGGGACAAAGAUACUGGCUCAGAUGCAUGUAAGAAGACAGCUAUAGAGUUGCAGUCAUUAGGUGGAGAAAGAAGCAGUUCAAGUUAUCAAUCUCCAACCGAGGAUUCAGACAGCCAAGUUCAGGACACUAGAAUGAACCUACCAUUGCAGCUGUUUAGUUCAUCACCCGGGGAUGAUAGUUCACCUAACCUGGUUUCCUCAAGGAGGUAUUUCUCUUCUGACAGCAGCAAUCCUACUGAAGAGAGGUCCCAUUCAUCAACUGCUCCUGUUACUAGAAAAUUGUUUCCAUUGGAAACUACCUCAGGAAGUGCUAAGCCUGCCAGAAUGUCAUUUGGCGAGGAGGCCAAUGUAAAUAUUGAAGCGACCUCUGGUUCUAGGAUGACUCUGGAUCUCUUUACUAUGGGAAAUAGGGCUGUCAGUAAUUCUUUGCAGAGCUUGCCCCACCAAGCAGGGUAUACUUCUUCGUCUGGUUCUGAUCACUCUCCACCGAGUUUCAACUCGGAUCCUCAGAAGGACCGCACAGGGCGAAUCAUUUUCAAACUGUUUGAUAAGGAUCCCAGUCAACUACCUGGAGCAUUGCGUACACAGAUCUACAAUUGGCUUUCUAACAGCCCAACAGAGAUGGAGAGUUACAUCAGACCUGGUUGUGUGGUUCUUUCAAUUUAUGUAUCAAUGUCAUCUGCUGCCUGGGAACAAUUAGAAGAGAGCUUUCUUCAACGAGUUGAGGCGUUGGUUCAGGAUCCCGAUUUUGAGUUCUGGAGAAGUGGGAGGUUUUCAGCGAACAUUGGCAGGCAGUUAGCAGUUCACAAGGAUGGAAGGAUUCGCAUUUGUAAACCUUGGAGCACAGUGAGUUCUCCAGAGUUGUUUUUAGUUUCUCCCUUGGCCGUUGUGAGUGGACAAAGCACAUCUCUUGUGCUUGGAGGCAGGAACCUGACUUCUCCGGGUACCAAGAUACAUUGCACAUAUAUGGGUGGCUACUCAUCAAAAGCAGUUUUAAGAUCAUCCGAUGAAGGAUUCACAUGUGACGAGGUUGAAUUGAGUGAUUUUAAAGUGCAUGCUGCGGCUUCUUCUGUACUAGGUCGUUGUUUUAUUGAGGUAGAGAAUGGUGUGAGAGGCAAUUGCUUUCCUGUAAUAAUAGCAGAUGCCAAAAUUUGUCAGGAGCUGAGGCUCCUUGAACGCGAGUUUUAUGAAGCAAAAGUCGGUGAUGUUGUUAUGGAAGACCAGGUCCAAUACGUUGCAAGUCCCCAUUCUCAUGAAGAAGCCCUGCACUUCUUAAACGAACUUGGAUGGCUUUUCCAGAGACAAUUAUCAUCUGAUAUUGCUGUUCAUGAUUUUAUGCUUCAUCGCUUGCAGUAUCUCCUGACAUUUUCAACUGAAAGAGAUUACUGUGCUUUGGUUAAGACACUUCUGGAUAUAUUUGUUGAAGCGGAGUCUAGAAUGGAUGGGUUAUCCGCAGAAUGUGUGGAAGCACUUGCUAAGAUGCACCUCUUGCACAGAGCAGUUAAAAGGAGCUCUAAGAAGAUGGUGGACAUGCUCAUACAUUAUUCUGCACCCUGUGGCAGUGGUGCUUCAAAGAAGUACAUCUUCCCCCCAAAUCUCAGGGGACCAGGGGGUAUCACACCUCUUCAUUUGGCUGCUUGUACAUCAGGCUCAUACGAUAUUAUUGAUGUUCUGACUGAUGACCCAAUGCAGAUUGGACUGCAUUGCUGGAAGUCCCUUGUGGAUGAUAGUGGACAAUCUCCAUAUUCUUAUGCUUUGAUGAGAAAUAACAAUGCAGUGAACAACAUAGUGGCUAGAAAGCUGAGUGACAGAAUAAACAGGCAAGUCUCAGUAACCAUUGGGAAUGAGAUUGUUGAAUCCUUUUCGGGGACUGCAGAAAUGAAGCAAAGGGCAAGCCUGAAGCUAAAUACAAAACAAAACUCUUGUUCCAAGUGUGCAAUGAUGAGUUACGGUAGAAUGCAGGGUUCCCACGGUUUUCUUCAUCGUCCCUUCAUUCAUUCAAUGCUGACCAUUGCGGCAGUAUGUGUUUGUGUCUGCUUGUUUUUCAAAAGUAUGCAUGUAAAUUCAGUUACUCCUUUCAUGUGGGACAAUGUGGAUUUUGGGGCUAUAUAGUGUCUCCAAGUGUUGUGAUAUUAUGAAGGAAGGAGUUGUGAAUGAGAUGCGACCCUCUACCUAAUGGCACAAAGGGGUGGCUGUGUUGUCCAACAAAGGCUGGUAUUCACUAUUCAAGCAGUGAAAUGCUUCUUAAUUGCAGCAGGAAAUUUGAGUGGAAAAGAAGAGUGGGGUGCUAAUUACAAAGCGAAUGUGGCCAUGCGUUUAUGCCUGUGAAAUUUUCAUGUCUCACCACCCCCUUGCACCCUUUGGAAUAAAGAAUGAGAGGAUAACUGAUGCUGCUUCAAACUUUGUUACCUUCAAGUUCCUUUGUCCAUUUAAGAUUGUGCUUAGCCUGUUCUCCUGAUGCUGAUGAAACACUUUGAGUUUUGCCAGUCGUUCACAAAAGUAAGCAAGUCUUUACGGGAAAGCACGACGUUCAUGGAAAAUGAAUGAGAAGAUAGGAGUGUUCUAUAUGCUGCUAAGUCAUAGAUUUGGGGGAACUGACGUUGAUGGAAAAGCAAUCAAGAAAAGAAAGUGAGUGCUUGUUUAUUGCUAUGUAUUAUUACUGAUUCAUUUGCUUAUUUCUUUUUGAAAUAGCAAGAGAGUAGAAUUGUCUAUAGAUGAAAGUAACUGUAAAGCUGAUGUGUAGGAUUACUAGAUAAUUUUUUGUUGUAUACCUGUCAAAGUAAUAAUAUAUAUAUUAUUAUGUAUA